Messenger RNA from Caenorhabditis remanei, 432 nucleotides. RefSeq lists its product as uncharacterized. The record is from RefSeq and is a predicted model, not a curated record. Gene Ontology annotation, cellular component: cell surface. The transcript has 2 exons. Lineage: Eukaryota; Metazoa; Nematoda; Chromadorea; Rhabditida; Rhabditidae. Bases 1 to 432 code for a protein of 143 amino acids.
AUGUCUCAACUACUCUGCAUUUCUUCGAUUUUCCUGCUUUUCGCAGCUUCGGAAGCCGUUUUCACUCAAUCGGCUGGAGUAAAGGGAGUUCUGAUGUGUGGAGAUAAGCCACUGGCCAAUACGAAAGUCAAGCUUUAUGAUGAUGAUACUGGACCAGAUCUUGAUGACCUUCUUGCUGAAGGAACCACCGACUCUCUCGGUCAAUUCCUUCUUACCGGACACACUUCUGAAGUGAUGACCAUCGAUCCAAAACUAAAUAUCUACCACGACUGUGACGAUGGAAUCAAACCUUGCCAGAGAAGAGUCACUUUCAACAUUCCAAAAUCUUUCGUUUCCUCCGGAGAGAAUCCAAAAACCUUCUUCAAUAUCGGAACUAUCAACAUGCAGAUCGAAUUCGAAUCCGAGUCCCGCGACUGUCUUCACAGAAAAUAA